AUGGCCAGCAGCCGGCUGCUCCUGCUGGCUUUCACCUGCUCGCUCCUCCUCUCCCUGCUGCUCUGCGACGACUCCCUGGAAGCGCGCUCCUUGGAAACUCCCAACAAAAGCCAGGAGGAGAAGGAGCUGGUAAGAAACCCCAGCCCGAGUGGCCGGGCGUGCGAGUCCGCAGAGUCCGCGGGAAUCCGAUCGUGGGAUGUGGACCUGACCGCCUGCAACCUGGACGAGCAGCUGAAACUGUUCGUGUCGCGACACUCCGCCACCUUCUCCGAGGAGGUCAAAGGCCAGAGGACCCUGCACCACAGUGGCGAUGUGCUGGAGACCCAUGUUGUCGUCAAUCCCUCGGACGACUUCGUCUGCUCAGAGGUGCGGGCCCUGAUUUCGGAUGUGUCCCGUCACAAACUGCUCGUCCUCGCUGGGCAGUGUGUGGAGGAGGAGGGGGACCUGGUCCUGCAGAUGGGCAGCUUCUCUCUCCAGGAUUUCAUUCAGAUCUUCGCAGAUAAAGAGAUUGGUGAACUGUUGAGCUCUGCAGACCCGACGCACAAAGCCAGUCUGACCCUAGCCGGCCCAAACUCGGGCGAGUGGAAGAACUCUGUUCUGGAGAAGCAUAAUCUUCAGGACUUCAUUGAGAUCAAGACGAACCCCCCCACCAUCUUGCCCGAGAUGGAAGGUCUGCAGGAGUUCACCGAGUAUCUCUCGGAGUCUCUGGAGCCCCGCUCUCCCUUCGAGCUGCUGGAGCCGCCCGGCACCGUUGGCUUCCUCAAGCUCUCCAGGCCCUGCUGCUACAUUUUCCCUGGAGGGCGGGGAGACUCUGCCUUCUUUGCCGUCAACGGAUUCAAUGUUUUGGUUAACGGGGGCUCCGAUUCACGUGCCUGCUUCUGGAAGCUGGUCCGGCACCUCGACCGAAUCGAUUCGGUCCUGUUGACCCACAUCGGGGUUGACAACCUCCCUGGCAUCAACAGCCUGCUGCAGAGGAAGGCGGCUGAGCUGGAAGACGACCAGUCAGCGGGGUCUCAAAGCAACGAAGACUGGCUCAAGAACCUCAUCUCCCCGGAGCUGGGAGUGGUGUUCCUCAAUGCCCCAGAGAGACUAAAAACCCUCCCCAGCGAUCCGAAAGUGCUGAGGAGCUGCGAUCAAGUGGCACUUACCUUGCAGUACCUGGAGAGGUUGUCUGUUCAGCCAGAGCCCCUGUGCCGCACCAAUGGGGCUGUUAUUGAGCCAGUCAUCCUCUUCCAGAAGAUGGGGGUUGGUCGCCUGGAGUUGUAUGUCCUCAACCCAGUGAAAGGCAGCAAGGAUCUUGAAACCUUGAUGCAGAACUGGCCAGGCAAUGGCUCCCCCAAAGGCUCAGAGAUCAGUCUUCAGUGCCUAGUUUCCAUUUGUGCGUUACUGGUCUGGCACCCAGCUAACCCCCUGGAGAAAAUUAUCCGUGUGUUGUUCCCUGGCUGCACACCCCAGGGGAAAAUCUUGGAAGGCCUUGAGAAGCUGAAGCACCUGGAUUUUCUCAAGCACCCAGUGGUGAGUGUGAAAGACUUGGAAUCCUCCAAGUCGGACAAGCAGCCUAAAAGGGCAGAGAGCAGGGAGAGCCUGAAGUCGGUCCCAAAAGACUCCAGACCCAGCAGUGGUACACUGAAGGAAAAAUUAGGAAGAGGUGACAAAAAACCUGACACUAAGGCCAAGAGCAAAGUUUCUGGAGAUGCAUUGAAAGAGGGACCCUGUCCAAAGGACGUGGACGAGAAAUCAAAAGCUAAGGAGGAGGAAAAACAGAAGGUUGAUGUGAAGCCAAAGACGUCAAAAGAGAAGCCGGCCACCAAGAAGGAGCCGGCCAAAGAUGAGAAGAAGGAGGUGAAGAAGAAAGAAGAGAAACUCCCCGCGAAGAAAGAGGAGAAUGGAGAGAAAAAGAAGGAAAUGGUGAAAAGGGACACUGCGGCCGCAAAACCAAAGAAGGAUGUCAAGCCAGAGCCCAAGAAAGAAGUCAAAAAGGAGGUCAAAGCAGAGGAGAGGAAGUUGACCAAGCAACCUGUGAAAGAGGUCAAGAGAGCUCCAGGAGCUGCCGCCUCGGCUGUGGCAGAAUCGAAGAAACCGGCUGCUAAAGUUGGGCCUCCAAAGAAAGACGGGGCCCCUUUGAAGAAGGAAGCAACGUCUUCGGCCAAAGGCGCAAAGCUCAAGACGCCAAGAAAGGACACGGACAGCGAAAAGCUCUCUGUUGCUUGUGAGGGGGACGCUGAGCGCUCCAAAAUGUCCACUCCGGAGGACAUGACGGCAGAGUUCGAGCAGCUGAGAGAAGAGAGCGAAAGGCAGCAGCGGGGAGGAUCUUCCGAUCGGCAGCAGACCAUCUCCGUCGCGAGCCGUCAUGCCUGCUCGUUCUGUCUCCCUCUCCUCCCAGGCCCUGUGGGCGGCAGGCCCCCCCCGGCGGGCACGCCCGUGUUCCUGGACCUGGCGUACCUCCCCUCGGGCCGCGCCGCCGCCACGGUGGACGUGGAGUUCUUCAAACGCCUGCGCUCGUCCUGCUACAUCAUCAGCGGGGACGAGCCGCUCAAGGAGGUGGUCAUGCGGCCCAUCCUGGACGCGCUGCUGGAGGGCAAGGCGUUGUGGUCGGGCAGCGUGCAGGUGACCCUGAUCCCGACCUUUGACUCGGUGGUGAUGCACGACUGGUACCAGGAGACCCACGAGAGGCAGCGGGAGCUGGGCAUCACGGUGCUGGGCAGCAACAGCACGGUGGCCAUGCAGGACGAGACCUUCCCAGCCUGCAAAGUGGAGUUCUGAGGGCAGAGGAGGCUUCCGGCCCCCCCCCCCGCCUUUCCUCCCCACCCCCCUCCCUCGCGCUUCGCGGCCGCCGGCGCCGCGUGCCUGGUCACGAAACUCCCCAUCCCCCCGAUCAGGAUGGGGAUCCCCAGGCAGCUUCGCACCCCAGAGCAGCAUGACGGCCGCCGUCCAGCCUGACCAGGCCACGACGGGCUCCCCAGUUCCCCGAAAUCCGAUCUUCAUUUCCACGUUCGCAGCCGCCCUUGACCGUUUCCUGUCGCGUUGCCCAUCUCCAGGGGGUUGGAAAGGCGGCUGAUUCUGGGGAACGGGGCCGUUCAUCACUCCUUUGUUACACUCCUACUCUUUUUUUUCCCCCCCUUGAGGCCGUGGGAAUUCAUUGCUGCCUUUCAGAACAAUCCUCUUUUUUGGGGGGGCGGGGGGGACUUAUCUUAAUUGCGCACUUGCACGGUUUUCACAACGAAACCAAACUGGUCACUAAAAGCAUGAGUCUGUAGGGUCUCGGGAAUGAAUGGAUCGUCCUGCGGGGGGCGCACUUUGAGCGGGACUGCAGUGUCAGGACAGGGGCGUAAAGGCGUCUCCUGGUUCGGCCCCCCCUUUCCGCCAAAGCGUUCCCACCUCAGCUGCGUGCUUCCGAUUCGGAACGAGUAAACCGCCCGAGAGCAGUGGCAGCUCAGCGGGGUCCGGGGCUGGUUUCACCUGCUGGGGGUGCGAGGGAGGUGCCCACCCAGGCUGUGAGCUGAGCGCUGCAGAGAGGAAGGCUCUCCAGCUCGAAGCAGUGAGGCGGGCGGGGCUGUUCUGGGAAGGCCUGGUCCGGGCUGUCUGUGGGAGAAGUAGGUCGUGGAAGGAUGAGCAGGAAGUGAAGGGUGUUGGGUUUUGCACCGCGGAGCGGGGGACGGGAUUGGGCCGCGGGGGGUCGAUCCUGCGGUGCUGGAGGAAGCGUGACGGCCGACGCAUCCCCGGUUGGCGAGCGCAGCCGUGUCGCGGCGACGAGCUCCUUUCGGGGGGGCGCGGUUCGCGGAGUUUGGGCCGGUGCCGUCAGGUGGACCCGGAAGGCCAUGGCUGUGUUUCUGGCGGGACGCUGGCUGGUUCGGGGCGGUCCGAUCGUCAGGUCGGGGGUUCCUGAGGGUUAAAGGGGCUGUGGAACUGCCUGAAACAAAACCGUCGUCGAGUGGGUUUUAUAACCACAUUUUAGUAGUUGUUCUGUGUCUGUGAUCUCUAGGUGCCACACGUAUCUCGGAGGGAAUGUCAUUUAAAGUUGCACACGCAAGACUUUUUUUAUAAUUAAAAGAGGAAGUAGCAAGAGCGUAAUUAGCAAGAGUUGGAAGACGUUUUAUAGGACAGGGUUCGCUUCCGAUUUUUUUUUUUAUAUUUAUACAUAUAUUUGAGCCUGGGUUGCGUUAGUGCCUAAAUGUGAAAUAUUUACACAAAUGUAACACAAAAAAAAAAUCACCACAUUUAUCAUCACCUAGUCCAUUUGUCUGUGGUGUUCUGCUGUAGGGUAGCGAGCUCAUAUUCUGUGAAUUAUCAGUGCGUUUUAGCCUGUCGUACUCUGCAUGCACUGUGUUAGAUAGUGUGCAAUACGGUGAGGCAGGGGGCUGCUCUCAUCCUUCAGGGCUCUUCCCGAUCCCAUAGCAAAAGGCUUUUUCGGACACUUUUUAGUUUGAGACAAUUUCCGCUAAAGGUGAAUAUGUCAGUCUCAGUCUUUUAA
Lepisosteus oculatus (spotted gar) is the source of this 4471-nucleotide messenger RNA. Lineage: Eukaryota; Metazoa; Chordata; Actinopteri; Semionotiformes; Lepisosteidae. The record is from RefSeq and is a predicted model, not a curated record.